Molecule: messenger RNA, 1026 nt
Organism: Strongyloides ratti
Lineage: Eukaryota; Metazoa; Nematoda; Chromadorea; Rhabditida; Strongyloididae
Product: Glyceraldehyde-3-phosphate dehydrogenase, testis-specific
Exons: 2
Coding region: 1-1026 (341 amino acids)
Biological process (GO): glucose metabolic process
Molecular function (GO): NADP binding; NAD binding; oxidoreductase activity, acting on the aldehyde or oxo group of donors, NAD or NADP as acceptor
Source: RefSeq, a predicted model, not a curated record
AUGACUAAACCAACUGUUGGAAUUAAUGGAUUCGGAAGAAUUGGAAGACUCGUACUUCGUGCUGCUGUUGAAAAAAAUACUGUUCAAGUAGUUGCUGUUAAUGAUCCAUUUAUCAAUAUUGAUUAUAUGGUUUACAUGUUCAAGUAUGAUUCAACACACGGAAAAUUUAAAGGAUCCGUUACUCAUGAUGGAUCUAACUUGAUUGUCAAACAAGAUGGAAAGGAUGCCCACAAAAUUAAAGUUUUCAAUUGCAGAGACCCAGCUGAGAUUCAAUGGGGAGCUGCUGGUGCACAUUAUGUUGUUGAAUCAACUGGUGUUUUUACUACUCUUGAAAAAGCUGCUGCUCACAUGAAGGGUGGUGCCAAAAAAGUUGUCAUCUCAGCUCCAUCUGCUGACGCUCCAAUGUUUGUUAUGGGAGUUAACCAUGAAAAAUACAAUGCUGCCAAUGAUCAUAUUAUUUCUAAUGCAUCAUGUACCACUAACUGUUUAGCUCCAUUAGCUAAAGUUAUUCAUGAUAACUUUGGAAUAAUUGAAGGACUUAUGACAACUGUUCAUGCUACUACAGCUACCCAAAAAACUGUUGAUGGACCAUCUGGAAAAUUGUGGAGAGAUGGAAGAGGUGCUGCUCAAAAUAUUAUUCCAGCAUCAACUGGUGCAGCUAAAGCUGUAGGAAAAGUUAUUCCAGAACUUAAUGGUAAACUUACUGGAAUGGCUUUCCGUGUUCCAACACCAGAUGUUUCUGUUGUUGAUCUUACUUGUCGUCUUGAGAAACCAGCUACAAUGGAUCAAAUUAAGGCUGUUGUCAAGGCUGCUGCAUCAGGACCAAUGAAGGGAAUUCUCGAUUACACCGAAGACCAAGUUGUCUCAACUGAUUUUGUCUCAGAUUCUCAUUCAUCAAUUUUUGAUGCCGAUGCUUGUAUUUCUCUUAAUCCAAAUUUCGUCAAACUUAUCUCCUGGUAUGACAAUGAAUAUGGUUAUUCUAACCGUGUUGUUGACUUGAUCUCUUACAUCAGUACCAGAAAUUAA